This is a messenger RNA of Symbiodinium necroappetens, 477 nucleotides long. NCBI's taxonomy places the organism in Eukaryota, Dinophyceae, Suessiales, Symbiodiniaceae. The record is from the annotation of a GenBank genome assembly.
GAACUGACGGCCGUCUUCUUGCGAGAAACUGUCGCCGGUGUCUAUGCGGCAUGGGCUUGCAGCAUCCUCGUUCUGCAUCCGGACCAUCGAGCAGCGUUUCUCUGGUACGAUGACUACUGGGAUGAUCCGCUGAUGCGAAGCUGCCCGCAGAGAACUGCAGCGGAAUGGGCCAGUGAGGAGGCCACCGGCAGCUGGAGCUUGGACGGGGCGGAUCUUGCCGCCAAUGCUUUCGAAGGUUAUCUGGGUGAUGAUCUGCAUCUGACCGCCAAAGUUACAAGAAGCCCAGAGGCUCUAAAGCAAGGCAUCUCCGAGAUCAUGCUAGUCACCAAGCUAUAUCACAAGUUUACCGGCGAUGCAGAGAGGAGCACCGAGCCAGAAGAGAAAGAGUUUUACAGAGUGUGCCAUUUCGACGGCGAACCUGCCGUUCACCUUGAUGAACAUGGUUCAGGGAAGCGGGCAGACCCUGCUGCAACCUGA